Messenger RNA from Boeremia exigua, 561 nucleotides. RefSeq lists its product as uncharacterized. Bases 1 to 561 code for a protein of 186 amino acids. The transcript has 3 exons. NCBI's taxonomy places the organism in Eukaryota, Fungi, Ascomycota, Dothideomycetes, Pleosporales, Didymellaceae. The record is from RefSeq and is a predicted model, not a curated record.
AUGGGCGCAGAGAACUCGAAACCCUCUUCGGAGGUCAAGCAGCAUGUCUUCUCCUCAGAUCACCCGGUCCAGUUCUCGAACGGCCUGGUAGACUCGCUGCAGAAGAACACCUUCACGGAUGCCACGCGCUCGAAAGCACAGGAGCUGGCCUACCAGGAGCGCCUGACCGCCGAACUCGAGAAGCUGCGCGAGCAGGGAUCUCAGGAUUUCUCCAAGUUCAGCGAGACCCUGUCUGACGAGGAUUCCCAGCCGGCGGAACCCUCCUUCACAGAGAAGCUCGCGGACGCGACAUCUUCCUCCUCCACCCUUGCCGAGAAGAAGAGACAGCAGGAAAUGAGCAGGACGAGUGUCACAAAGGAGAUCGAGCAGCUGAGGAAGAAGCUCGAGCAGAGGAAGAAGCUGGACCAGGUUGAUGCCGAUCUGAACAAGGCCAAGGAGGAGGUUGUCACAUGCUUGAGGAUGCACGACCGCCGACCGCUGGACUGCUGGAAGGAGGUCGAGACGUUCAAGAGGGAGGUUGGAAGGCUGGAGCAGCAGUUUGUCGAGCGGACGAUUCGAUGA